UAUCCUCAUUAUGAAGAGCAAAAUAUUUCAUACAAACGUUUUGGUAUAACAAAAGCCGUACACAACUACUUUGUGCAAGAUGUAAAUAAUUAUGGGAUAUCAUUCUACAUUGCUGAGUUCAGAUAUAUUUAAUAUUUGAGUGUCAUGUCCUGGCAACCGUACAAAUAAAAGGGAAACUUUGACACAUCCAAAUCUGGGACAGCAAAAACAUGGCCGCUACACCUGGAAACGACGCCGGACCUCCGCCAACUUCAACCAUGGAGUCGGAAGGAAUCUUCUCGUCUGUGGCAUUCUUUUACAGUUCUCGAGUUUUGCUUCUUGUUGUUGUGCUUUGGGUCAUCCAUGUGGUGUUCAUCAGAUAUAUCCAGCCCCCCAUUAUGGCCUACUUCUUAAACCGUAUGCGGACCGUGUACAACAAGGCGAUGGAUAGUUUCAAACAAGAGCUGCUCAAAGAUUUGGAGAGUCUUCGUCCUGAAAAGUCAACAGAAUCCGAGAAAGAAUCCGUAGAGGAACCUGCUGCAAAUGGCCAGACGACUCCAGGUAUAACAGUUCUGGAGAUUGGAGUUGGUGCUGGUGCAAAUUUUAAGUACUAUCCCGAAGGAACUGAGGUUGUUGGAAUUGAACCGAAUCCGAGUUUUGCCGGCUACCUCGGGAAGAACGCUGCCGAGUACUACCCACGGGUUCGUCUGCAACGCACGGUGGUGGCGUAUGCCGAGGAUCUCCGCGGACAUGUUGAUGACAGCAGCGUGGAUGCGGUGGUCAGCACCCUUGUGCUCUGCAGUGUCAAGGACGUUGAUGCAGUGAUAAAAGAGGCAAAACGUGUUCUUAAACCGGGUGGAAAGUUCUACUUUCUGGAACAUGUAUGCGCCGAACCAGGGACAUGGGUGCGCACCAUCCAGUGGUUGAUCCAUCCAGUAUGGUUUUACUUUGGAGAUGGCUGCCAGUUAAUGCAGACACCAUGGGUCAACGUUGACCAGGCCGGCUUCUCCAAGGUCCUCUAUAAGAAGUUCCUUGCCCAUCCUAAGUUAAUCCGAUUGAUACGCCCCCAUGUGAUGGGUUUUGCAACCAAGUAAUGCAACACAAGGAGAUUCUGAGAACUUGGGUUGUCCUUCCCAAUUCUUAUUUGUUUUGUUUUUAGGCCGGGGCUGGAUUUCACAAAGGGUCAUAUCUCUAGUUAGGACAAGUUACUUGU
Messenger RNA from Asterias rubens (European starfish), 1192 nucleotides. RefSeq names its product methyltransferase-like protein 7A. The coding region runs from base 210 to 1073 and encodes 287 amino acids. Gene Ontology annotation, molecular function: S-adenosylmethionine-dependent methyltransferase activity. The record is from RefSeq and is a predicted model, not a curated record. The transcript is spliced from 2 exons. Lineage: Eukaryota; Metazoa; Echinodermata; Asteroidea; Forcipulatida; Asteriidae.